This is a messenger RNA of Fonsecaea multimorphosa CBS 102226, 1449 nucleotides long. RefSeq lists its product as uncharacterized. The transcript is spliced from 3 exons. NCBI's taxonomy places the organism in Eukaryota, Fungi, Ascomycota, Eurotiomycetes, Chaetothyriales, Herpotrichiellaceae. Bases 1 to 1449 code for a protein of 482 amino acids. The record is from RefSeq and is a predicted model, not a curated record.
AUGGUGAAGUUCCGGGGCAUUGAGAUUGGCAUCAUAUCGCAGUUCGACAUUUGCAAGCUGCCAGAAUUUCAGUACCGCAAGCCCUCUCGAGUCCAGGAUCCUUUCCAAGUCAACUACCAGCAAGACGGCGGUCCAUCCUCCGUGCCAUAUCCGACUACAGCCUGUUUCGUCCCCAUCUAUCCCGGCAGCCAGAUUUGGUUUGAAUAUACCAUCGACGGUCCCCACCCUCCGGAAGCUGCCUGGUUCUUCAAGCUGUUCAUCAAUGGCAAGGUCGUCACGUCAUGGGAUUGCACAGCAAAACACGGCUUUCAUGGCAAAAUGAUGUAUAACCUGGUCAGAGAGGGCGUGGAUCCAGACACGGGUCACGCCGUGGUCAAAACACAGGCACUGAGGUUCGGGGAUGGGCUGGAAGACCGUGAAAGAGGUGGGCGAGACGAGGACAUGAUUCAGAUCAAUGUGCAUCGGGUCGAACAUAAGAGGCGGAUUCGAGACUUGGAAUCAGGCCUAGGGCAAGUGAGCAGUGUCAGUGAUAACGCUGAUGGGUUGCAGCUGACAAACAGUGGCUUCCUUGAGCCCUGCAUUCGUCCUCGCCGAUACAAGUAUCAGCUCCUUGACCCGGUGGAUAUGCCUUACGCAGCCUUCCAAUUUCACUGUCGUCCUUAUGAGUACCUCGAGGAGCAUGGCAUUGCCCACUUGCAGGUUUGCCCUUCUCUAUGCAGCACUAGGUCCUCAGUCAUAUCGCAGAGUUCAGGCAAUAUACAACUCUUCCAAGGUUCUGCACACGACGCUGCUCAGGAGCGCCCUGAUGAGACCUCAACGUUUGCAAACUCUCCUCGCCAAACUUCAAUAGUUAUAUCGCCCUGCAAAGUUGGAAAUCCGACCUCAUCAGCGGGGAGGCAGAUUCUGAAACACAUCAAAGCGUCCGCAAGCUCCUCCAAUGUCCAUCUGAGCGACUCCGAUGACUCGCUUAGUGUGAGGACUAAGGAUAGUAUCGAGGACUUAUCGUCAAGGGUUACGCGAUCUCCAAGGUCCCCAAGAUCACCUAGCCACCGCGAGAAAAGCACAGAUGACGAACGAACGAAGAGAAAUGCUGAAAUUCCACCAUCACCAACCCCGUCGACCAGAUCACCUCGUCAGCGCUUGAAAAAGAAGCUCACAGUCAAUAUCAAUGGGGCCAACUUUGACGUCGAUAGAAAACGACGACCGUUAAGUCCCUUCACUAGUGGCGGAAUGCUUAGGAAAGCGUCUGUGCCGCAGACAGCGCCGGCUUCGGUCACAGAGUUUGGGCCAACAGUCGAUGAAGAAGUGAGACCCAGGCUCCAGAAGACCAGGCCAGGAACGGAUGCAAAACCUGAGAGGUGCGGAUUCAGAACAACAUCGGAGGAGCGGGGAGGGAAGAGGCUGAUGGGAUUUCUGGGAAGGAGAAUUGCAAGUGAGAAGAAUGCUUAA